AUGCAGCCAGCCUGCUUUGAUCCAGUGCUCAUUGCCAACUCCUCCCCCCUUGCAUCGGCGAGCCCGGCGAUCAGCAAUGCAAGAACGGAGCCGUCUCCGGCGGCGCCUGACGCUUCACGUACAUCUUCCGUGAGUAACUCGCGGCCAGAUCACAUCAAUGACAACACAAUGUCAAAGAUUAAGUUCUUCAAGGAGGGCGGUGCAACACCUCCAGAGGGCUCCCCAACCAGUCGCCUCUCGGGAAGCCCUGUCAGUUUCUACCCGGCUUUCAAGCCGGGUGCAGUGCAGGCAUCAGGACCAGCUCCUCCACCUGCGGCUAACUCGCUGAACGGCUCUCCUUUCGCAAUGUCACCGCCGCAAAGUGGCGCUUCUUUCGCAAUGUAUGGUGGCGAGACCCCUGGAUCGAAGACACCAGGUGGCUACACCCCAGUAGCAUUCACGCCAACCGGCUACACCCCGGGAGCGUACACGCCCGGAGGUCAGCUGAAGAGGGCCAACUCUGCCAUCACCCUGGAUGCGUCGCCCAUGAAGCAUGGCGUCCCUAGAUCCAUUUCAGGAACUCCGAGAAAAUUCGGUGGACCUGCAGCUUCACCGAACUCUCGGCGAAGGACGGAGACCAAAAAGUCGAAUUCAAGAAUAGAUCCCGAGCAGGUUCCGCGACCGGUUGGUCAGCCAGAAGCUGUCAAGCAGGAGGGUGGCAAGGUGUAUGAGACCACCAAAUAUCACGUGCCUCCGGCAGCUACAGCCGUUUGCACCGUGGUUGACUGUGGUUCAAGCUCUUGCGAGUUCAUCCGCUCCACUGUCAACCAGGUGCCAGCCUAUCCGUCAACUGCAAACACGGCGCAUAUCCCCAUGGCAGUCGUCUGCCAACCCUUCGCAGAGCUGACGGCUUUCGAGGCUGACAUUCCGUGUGUUGACCUGGGGGAGUCAGGCCCUUUCAGGUGCAACAGGUGCAAGGCCUAUGUCAACCCGUUCUUCUUGUGGCACAACAGUGGCAAGGAGGCAACAUGCAACUUUUGCGGUCAGCGAGUGGAGGUCCCUUUGGAAUACAUGUGCAAUCUUGACGAGAAGGGGCAGCGUGUCGACAAGGCGAGCCGGCCGGAGUUGAAUCGAGGCACGGUGGACUACGUCGCACCAAGCGACUACUCCGAAACAGCUCCAGUCGUUCCUGCCACCAUCUUUGUCAUUGAAGCGACCCAGAGAUCUCUGCAGUGUGGUCUUCUGCCACAGGUCAUGUGGACACUGCGAUCCUUACUUGGCUUCAUGGAGAAGCCAUCAUCGAGGAUCGGGAUUCUGCUCUUCGACCAUGCGCUGCACUUCUUUGCCUUCUAUCCUGGACUAGAUUGCGCUCGCCAAAUCACGGUGUCGGACACGGAGGACCCCUUUGCACCUUGUGGUGCAGAGCAGCUGUUGGUAGAUGCCGAGGAUCCUGCAUAUCGCAGCCAGAUUGAUACCCUGUUGGACGAGCUUCCUGGACUGUUGUGUGCCGAGGGUUUAGCGGAGCAAGCCGCGGGCUGUGCUGCCCUAAAGGCAGCUACGGAGUUGCUGGGCUCUCGUGGCGGAGGCCAUGUGAUCAUGUUUCAUGCGAGCUUGCCAAACUCCGGAAUCGGAGCUUUGAGACACCGUGAUGACAUCAAGCUGGCCUCUGAACCUGAAGGUGGCGGUCUAUUUUCUGUGCAGCAGCCGACGUUCUUUGAAGAGAUUGGUGCUGACUGCCUCAAUCGCGGAGUUGCAGUGAGCGUGUUCUGCGCACCUGCAACCGGAAUUUACAUAGACAUGGCAACCUUGUGCAGAAUUCCCAGGAGAACCGGUGGAGAGAUCUGCUACUAUCCUGGAUUUGAUCCUAGCAGGGAUGGAGAACGGCUUCACUAUGAUCUCUCGAGGACAGUUGUUCAGCAAGCUGUGUUCAGUGUUAUGUUCAAGCUGCGCGUGAGCAAGGGGCUCGCGGUCGACAGCAUCCAUUCCACUUGGGAUCCAGAGGUCAUAGAUCCCAGCACUUUCUCCGUCUCGAGAAUGUCUGUUGAUGCAACGGCUGAUUUUGUCCUUGUGCAUGGUGAGAGGAUCGAAGGUCAAAAGAAUGCGUAUGUUCAGGUUGCUUGCCUCUACACGGACAAGCGUGGCAAAAGGUUAAUCCGAGUCCACACGUUGCAGCUGCCGCUGACAUCUUCAUUGAGCAAUGUCUUCCGAUACACGGAAAUCGACGCCGUUACCAAUUUGCUCCUAAAGCAGGCUGCGGACUCUGCCCUGAGCGGGAACGGAAGCUUCAAGGACAAGCUUACCAAAUCCUGUGUCGACAUGCUGCACGCCUAUCGAGCAAACUGUGCCUCCAUGACUGCGGCCGGGCAGCUGAUUCUGCCAGAGUCGCUGAAGCUGCUGCCUUUAUACAUCGGCACUAUCCGCAAGUUUCCGGCAUUCAGAGCAGGCUCCGACAUCAAGGUGGAUGACCGGAUCGUGUCGCUGAUCAGGACCCUGGGCCUUCCCGUCGGCUUGACAGCUCCGCUGGUCUAUCCGCGAGUCUAUACCAUGCUGCCGCUCCCAGACAAAGCAGGACUUCCAACUGGAAUAGGAGACAAUGUGUUUAUGCCUCCAACCAUAGCUGGCUCCAGCGACAAGCUUGCGACCGAUCGCAUCUACUUGAUCGACAAUGGCAUUAGCUUGCGCCUCUAUGUCAGGCCUGAGGUUUGUCAAGAGACGCUGUACCAAGUGUUUGGAGCAGAAACGCUGCAAGACGUCGCCACGAUUCUCUCGGCUCCAGAGGCGUAUGUGGAUUCUCUCAGCGAGGACGCUGAAAGAAUGCUGUCAUGCGUGCAGCAAAUCAGGAGGGAAAGAUGGAGGCUGCCCUGGCAGUCCUUCCAUGUUGUGCUUCCUGGCACACCAGACGAGUCCCGCGUCCUCGCCUCGCUUGCAGAAGACCGUGCUGGGUCCGAGUCCACCUACGUCGAUUUCCUUUGCCACAUCCACAAGCUUGUUCAAAACAAGCAGGAUUGA
This is a messenger RNA of Symbiodinium sp. CCMP2456, 2988 nucleotides long. Lineage: Eukaryota; Dinophyceae; Suessiales; Symbiodiniaceae. The record is from the annotation of a GenBank genome assembly.